CACCCAGCAGCCAUCCCAUGUGUCAGGAGGACUAAGCAGGACCCAGAGCCCCAUCACGGUGCCUCCACCUCACUCACUGAUAUAUGAGAGACACAAUGACCAGAAGAUCCUAGAACUCACCAACAAGAUUAUUCAGCUGCUGACUGGAGAGGAGGGGGAAUAUAUAGAGGAACACGGGGGUCUGUACAAGGACGUGAUGAUGGAGAAUCACUGGCCCCUCACAUCACUGGAUGGACCCAGUAACAGAGAUACCCCAGAGAGAUGUCCCCGUCCUAUAUAUUCCCAGGAUUGUACAGAGGAGAAUCACAGGACCCCACAGGAGGAUCAGGGGGAACAGCUGACUGAUUUGAAGAUAAAUGAUAUAGACAGAGAAGAAGAGACGUAUGUGACUGAUAUGAAGGCAGAAGAUACAGAGGGAGAAGAAGAUACGUAUGUGACUGAUAUGAAGGCAGAAGAUACAGGAGGAGAAGAAGAGACGUAUGUGACUGAUAUGAAGGCAGAAGAUAUAGAGGGAGAAGAAGAGACGUGUGUGACUGAUAUGAAGGCAGAAGAUACAGAGGGAGAAGAAGAGACGUAUGUGACUGAUGUGAAGGCAGAAGAUAUAGAGGGAGAAGAAGAGACGUAUGUGACUGAUAUGAAGACAGCAGAUACAGAGGGAGAAGAAGAGACGUAUGUGAGGGGUGAUCAGCAGUGUAAGGAGGAGGAAAUCCCUACAGAUAUCAGCACAGCAGAUGGAGGCACAAGCAGGAAUGCCUUGGAGGGAGAUCUUAUCUUGUCUGCAGAUACUAAAACCGAAGAUAACAUCACACAGGAUUCUCCAGGAGACAACCCCGUUAUGCUAAAUAUAAAUCCAGUACCUCUCAGCGCAGAGAUAUCAUCUGAUCCCUCUAAUCGCGAGGGCUGUUCUCCUGAUACCUCAGAUUUUGUUACACAUAGUGCAGCUCAUACACCUGAUAAUAUAUUUCCCUGUUCUGGGUGUGGGAAAUGCUUUACACAGAAAUUACAUCUUGUUACACAUCAGAGAAGUCACACUGGUGAGAAACUAUUUACAUGUUCUGAGUGUGGAAAAUGUUUUACACAGAAAUCACAUCUUGUUACACAUCAGAGAAGUCACACAGGUGAGAGGCCAUUUCCAUGCUAUGAGUGUGGAAAAUGUUUUACACAGAAAUCACAUCUUGUUACACAUCAGAGAAGCCACACAGAUGAGAGGCUAUUUCCUUGCUCUGAUUGUGGGAAAUAUUUUACACAGAAAUCAGAUCUUGUUAGACAUCAGAGAAAUCACACUGGUGAGAAGCCAUUUCCAUGCUCUGAUUGUGGGAAAUGUUUUACACGCAAAUCACAUCUUGUUACACAUCAGAGAAGUCACACAGGUGAGAGGCCAUUUCCAUGCUCUGAUUGUGGGAAAUGUUUUACACACCAAUCACAUCUUGUUAAACAUCAGAGAAGUCACAAAGGUGAGAGGCCAUUUCCGUGUUCUGAGUGUGGGAAAUAUUUUACACUGAAAUCAGAUCUUGUUAGACAUCAGAGAAGUCACACAGGUGAGAAACCAUUUUCAUGCUCUGAGUGUGGAAGAUGUUUUACACAGAAAUCAUAUCUUAUUAGACAUCAGAGAAAUCACACAGGUGAGAGACCAUAUCCAUGCUCUGAGUGUGGGAAAUAUUUUACACAAAAAUCACAUCUUGUUACACAUCAGAAAAGUCACACAGGUGAGAAACCAUUUUCAUGCUCUGAGUGUGGGAAAUGUUUUACACAAAAGUCACAUCUUGUUACACAUCAAAGAAGUCACACAGGGGAGAAACCAUUUCGAUGCUCUGAGUGUGGAAAUUGUUUUACAAAUAAAUCAGAUCUUGUUAAACAUCAGAGAAGUCACACAGGUGAGAAGCCAUUUCCAUGUUUUGAGUGUGAAAAAUGUUUUACACGUAAAUCACAUCUUGUUACGCAUCAGAUUUCACACAGGAGAAACAUUACUAUGAGUUGAUACAAAACAGGGUUGAAGCAACACUCCUGUCACACACUAUUUUAACACUUUAUGUUAUCCUUCCACAGAUAAUUGGAAUGUGUGUCAUUAAUAUAAGAUGACUAGAUCACUCCGGUGAAACUUUUAGUAAUUUCUCCUAUAUAUUUUUAUAUGUAUUAUUUCCCAUAUAUUCUAUUUAGUGUAGAUGUUGCCAGCACUCACCACAGUAAUACCAGACCACAUAGCUGUUAUGUAUGGGCUAUAUUUUAUAGGUUUCAGUCACACACAUAAAAUAUAAAACACAUUAUCAUUUUGUUAAAACAUUUUAUUAUGGAAACUUAUGGGUAGAAUCCAGCAAUUGCUGUUCUGGAAUGGUGGAGUAAUGGUGAAGCACGAACUAGAAAGUAUUAACUGGUGGUUAGAAAAAAAAUUAAACUAUUUGCUUGUUUUUCACUUUCUUG
This is a messenger RNA of Pseudophryne corroboree (corroboree frog), 2418 nucleotides long. Its product is annotated as gastrula zinc finger protein XlCGF57.1-like. Gene Ontology annotation, cellular component: nucleoplasm. Bases 197 to 1978 code for a protein of 593 amino acids. NCBI's taxonomy places the organism in Eukaryota, Metazoa, Chordata, Amphibia, Anura, Myobatrachidae. The record is from RefSeq and is a predicted model, not a curated record. Gene Ontology annotation, molecular function: DNA-binding transcription repressor activity, RNA polymerase II-specific; RNA polymerase II cis-regulatory region sequence-specific DNA binding. The transcript has 5 exons. Gene Ontology annotation, biological process: regulation of transcription by RNA polymerase II.